UAAUGUGUGCAAGGACUCUCAAACUGUGUCUUAAUUCAAUCUCUGCUAACACCUCACUUCAUCCCUCGUCCCUAAUCCGGCCAGACUAUUAAAAGGUGGCGCACCUCCUCAGGGGGCUGCAGAGAACGUCUUACUUCCUCAGGAUCCAGCCGUCCAUCCGUAUUUUUUUUCCUAAUUUCCACCUCCGCUGCACCACAAGACAUCCCUGUUGUACUUUGCUCUGAGAGGUGCAGGCUCUUUCGCCCGGGUCUCAGAGAAAGAAAAGACAUCAUCAACAGCCACAGCCAUGAAUGGCACAGAAGGACCCAACUUUUAUGUCCCCAUGUCUAAUAGGACAGGGUUGGUGCGCAGCCCAUUUGAGCACCCUCAGUACUACCUGGCCGAGCCGUGGAAGUACUCUCUUCUGGCCGCAUACAUGCUGUUCCUCAUCAUCACGGCCUUCCCCAUUAACUUCCUCACCCUUCAUGUCACCGUCAAGCACAAAAAGCUGCGAACCCCGCUGAACUUUGUUCUGCUAAACCUGGCGGUGGCCGACCUUUUCAUGAUAGUUGGAGGAUUCACGGUGACCCUGUACACGGCUCUGCACGGAUACUUCAGCCUGGGCGUCACCGGCUGCAACGUUGAGGGAUUCUUUGCCACUUUAGGAGGGGAGAUUGCCCUCUGGUCUCUGGUCGUUUUGGCCGUUGAGCGCUACAUUGUGAUCUGUAAGCCUAUGACCAAUUUCCGCUUCGAGGAAAAACACGCCAUCAUUGGCUUGGCGUUCUCCUGGGUCAUGGCCCUGACCUGUGCUGCUCCGCCUCUGUUCGGAUGGUCCCGGUACAUCCCAGAGGGUAUGCAGUGUUCCUGUGGGAUUGACUACUACACUCCCAAGCCGGAGAUCAACAACACCUCAUUUGUCAUCUAUAUGUUUGUCCUCCACUUCUGCAUCCCCCUCUUCAUCAUUUUCUUUUGCUACAGUCGCCUGCUCUGUACCGUGCGAGCGGCUGCAGCUCAGCAGCAGGAGUCUGAAACCACCCAAAGAGCAGAGAAGGAAGUGACACGUAUGGUUAUAGUGAUGGUGAUCUCCUUCCUGGUGUGCUGGGUGCCCUACGCCACUGUGGCCUGGUACAUCUUUGCCAAUCAGGGAGUUGAGUUCGGACCAGUGUUCAUGACGGCUCCAGCCUUCUUCGCCAAGAGCGCUGCUCUCUACAAUCCAGUCAUCUACAUUCUGCUGAACAGACAGUUCAGAAACUGCAUGAUCACCACAGUGUGCUGUGGAAAGAACCCAUUCGGAGAUGAUGAGGCCGCCGCCGCAGUCUCCAAAACCCAGACUUCAUCCGUCUCCUCCAGCCAGGUGGCCCCCGCUUGACCCCUCACUCCCUCUUCUAUCUGCUCCAUCUGUUCCCGCUCACCAAGGGACCCACCACAGCAGAGCAGCAAUACGUUCCAUUGGCCGAUUCUUCUGGACUCACCUCCUUAGUUGUCCUCGCUGCAGUUGGCACUCAUGCCUCAACUUCAGGGGGACAGACUCAAUCAAAGGCCAGCAUGUUCACUUUCAGCCUGUUUAAUUAUGGAAAGUGUUCAGAUUUUUACUCGGCAUUAUAAGGUUGUCAUCUUGAUGCGGAUCCAACUAAAUGCUUUCCAGGCCUCCCCUGCUGCUUCAGUAAACAGGUUAUAGGUGAAAGUCUGAUUCAGAGUCAUGCUCCCGCUAAUAUUUGGAUAAACGUUUCUUAGCAUUUUGCAGAGAAGAUGCACACUUUUUGUAGCCAUGAACAAGCUACUGACAUAAUCUUAGCCGGAUAUUUUUCUUUUCCCA
Messenger RNA from Gambusia affinis (western mosquitofish), 1795 nucleotides. RefSeq names its product rhodopsin-like. The coding region runs from base 287 to 1348 and encodes 353 amino acids. Lineage: Eukaryota; Metazoa; Chordata; Actinopteri; Cyprinodontiformes; Poeciliidae. The record is from RefSeq and is a predicted model, not a curated record. Gene Ontology annotation, biological process: visual perception; G protein-coupled receptor signaling pathway; phototransduction. The transcript has 5 exons. Gene Ontology annotation, molecular function: G protein-coupled receptor activity. Gene Ontology annotation, cellular component: photoreceptor outer segment; membrane.